AUGCGGCCGCAUGCCGGCAUGCGGAGACACGCGACAUGCGGAACGCACCGAGGCGCUCGGGCCCUCAAUCUAGUACAGUGUGAGCGACACUUAACGCGACGCUCCGACCGAUCGGGGGGGCGUGGUAGGGGCGAGGGGGCGUGGGGGGCGCCGGAGCCCUACAAUAUGGCGCACUUGAUCUUUCUCCGCUUCACCUUGUCGCGCACGUUGCCGUUGGCGGCGCGGCUGUCGUCCGACUUGCGCGAGCGGAUCUCGCGCAUCAGGUCAAAGAACACCUGCGGGCAGACGCACCCCGUCAGCCGACACGCGCACACACGCGCACGCGCACGCACACAAGCACAGACACCCGACCCACCAAUCGCAGCGAGCACCGCGCAGGCGGCGACGUCCCACCACCGGGUUUUGCACCCAAACGUGCACACACAAUUUUAUAAAGCG
Iphiclides podalirius (scarce swallowtail) is the source of this 438-nucleotide messenger RNA. The record is from the annotation of a GenBank genome assembly. NCBI's taxonomy places the organism in Eukaryota, Metazoa, Arthropoda, Insecta, Lepidoptera, Papilionidae.